Molecule: messenger RNA, 380 nt
Organism: Aspergillus neoniger CBS 115656
Lineage: Eukaryota; Fungi; Ascomycota; Eurotiomycetes; Eurotiales; Aspergillaceae
Exons: 1
Coding region: 42-239 (65 amino acids)
Source: RefSeq, a predicted model, not a curated record
GUUGUUAUUAUUAUCUGCUGUCAUUCUUGAUCAAGUGUCGCAUGCACACGUCCCAAUGUUGGGCACGUCUUGCAGUAGUCUAUGAAGUUCAUUGCUCUGUACUUGGAUCCGGCAGUUGGCAUCAGAGUUUACAGCACUGUGGGUACCAUGUGGGCCGCAUCAUCCCAAUAAUGGGUUCGAGAGUCUUCUGGCCAGGGUUCCCUGAUGUGGCUUGCUCACAGCCGCUUUGUGGGCUUUAGCUGGUCGCAAACGGAGGGAAAUGACCACUGUUCUUCAGCUGAAAACCCCCGGUUGCUGUCAAUCCAGCCCUAGGCUCCACGUCCGAUUAAUUUACACAGCUCACAUACCCCUUUAAUCAAAGACUUGCAAGGUUAAAUGGG